This is a messenger RNA of Penicillium argentinense, 876 nucleotides long. RefSeq names its product COG1/VPS51 family protein. NCBI's taxonomy places the organism in Eukaryota, Fungi, Ascomycota, Eurotiomycetes, Eurotiales, Aspergillaceae. Bases 1 to 876 code for a protein of 291 amino acids. Gene Ontology annotation, biological process: Golgi organization; Golgi vesicle transport; lysosomal transport. The transcript has a single exon. The record is from RefSeq and is a predicted model, not a curated record. Gene Ontology annotation, cellular component: membrane; EARP complex; GARP complex.
AUGUCGACGCUAUCUUCUCCCCGCCCUUCAAUUGCUUCCUCCCGGGGUCACUCCCCUGGGCCGGCUUCCUCGCGACCCUCUCUUGAUACGCUAAACACCAAUAUCCCCGGCGGGCUGAGUGCUUCGUCCACCCCGUCCACCGCGCGAGCGAUCUCGCCCAACCCCAACACAGGUCGCCGGAACCGCUCCGCCCUACGAGAUUACUAUAAGCUAAAGCCUCCUGGCUCCGACAGUCCGAGUGGCGCUCGAUCCCGCAGUGUCCCUCGCAACACGGACGCGGGUGACAUCUCCAACCCCUCAACUCUCGCCUCGGGGACGGAGCUAGACAAUGCGGAUUUCGACCCACAAAGCUACGUCGAACACCUCCUUUCCACUUCAUCGCUGUCCACAAUCCUUAAAGCCGAAAACACACUCGUUGGCGAUAUCCGCACCCUAGAUGGAGAGCGCAAGGCGCUCGUUUACGACAACUACUCCAAGUUGAUUCGCGCCGUGGAAACAAUUGGCAAGAUGCGUCAAAGUAUGGAUGAACGGGGAGCUCCAUUGACGAUGACCAAGACUCUUGGUCCGGCUAUUUCCUUCGUUGCUGAGACUGCGGGCGGUCUCAUCAAGGAAGGGGAGGAGCACAGACGGCGGAUCAAGGAGGAACGUGAGCAAAAUCCCGUCUGGAACAUGAAGGCUAAGAAGGAGACUGUCAAAUGGGUCCUUGCGGCGCCUCAGAGACUAGAGAAAUAUAUUGCGGACGAUAAACGGGAAGAGGCCGAGAAGGACUGGAAGGAGGUCCAGAAGCUACUUGAGGCUUGGGGCCAGGUCAAGGGCGUCGCGGAAGUCCGCGAAACCUGCGAAAAGGUCAUGGACAAGGAGACCAACAAGGACUGA